AUGGGCGGGCACGGCCGGGGCGUGGGCAGGGAGCGGGGCGCCCGCGGGCGAGCGCGGCGGGGCCAGGCGGGCGACCAUGGGCACGGCCAGGGGCGCGGCGGCCAGGCACGCCAGGGGGGCUCGGCCAGGGGCACGGCGACGGCCGCGCGGCCAGGGCGGCAAGGCCAGGCAUGCGGCCACGGGCGCGCGGCCACUGGGCUCGGCUACGGGCACCCGGCCAGGGGUGCGGCCGCAUCUGGAGGAGACGGCGCGACCUGCAGGCGGCGCUCCGGCGCGAGCAGGGCGGCGGGGAGGUCCGGGUGA
This is a messenger RNA of Aegilops tauschii subsp. strangulata, 303 nucleotides long. The record is from RefSeq and is a predicted model, not a curated record. Lineage: Eukaryota; Viridiplantae; Streptophyta; Magnoliopsida; Poales; Poaceae.